This is a messenger RNA of Pungitius pungitius (ninespine stickleback), 3301 nucleotides long. It is a transcript of the gene tmem214, whose product is annotated as transmembrane protein 214. The transcript has 17 exons. Gene Ontology annotation, cellular component: Golgi apparatus; endoplasmic reticulum. The coding region runs from base 134 to 2197 and encodes 687 amino acids. The record is from RefSeq and is a predicted model, not a curated record. Lineage: Eukaryota; Metazoa; Chordata; Actinopteri; Perciformes; Gasterosteidae.
GUGACGUCAUGCCGACAAAGAGACGUGGCAGGCGGACGCGUUAGUGCGCACCGCCGUUGAGUCGACCUCUUUCACUCUUGCAGGCAGGAAGUCACCGCACUCAACGACACUUGUUUCAAUCGGUACCGGAGACAUGGCUUCCAAUAAUAACGCGGGCGGCAAAUGGGAGGUAGUGAAGAAAGGGAAGAAGAACAGCAGCGUCGGCUCAGGAGGAGGCAAGAACACGUCGGACAAGAAGCCCGGCGGCGGGGGGAGGAAAGCGCUGGGCGAAUCCAACCAGGGGUCCAGAGCACCCAUCGUGAUGUCCGAAACUCUGUACGACGGCUUUGAGAAGAUGGCGAAGAAACAGAACAAGGAGCAGGUUCCGCCGCCGGCCGAGUCCGAGAACAAGAAGCCGCCGUCGAGUAAACCGCCGAAGAAACCGCACUCCAGCAGCACGGCCUCCCCCCCGGUUCACAAGACCCUCGAGGAGGCCUUCAAAACUUUGGAUGUCGGCGACCUGAAGCAGCAGCUGGCUCGCAGUCAGACCCUGUUCCCAGAAAACCCAUCGGUGUGGGUCAAAGACCUGGCGGGAUACCUCAACCUCAAUCUGACUGCGCCGGAGACCGAGCCCACACUCAGCAGCUACGCUCACGACUACCCAUACUGCCUUUCAGGAAAGGAGCUGAAGGGAGUAAUCAAAGGCCUCAUCGGGCGCUGCAGUGAUAUUCUGCCAGACUUCUUUGACCACUGUGUUUAUACAAUGCUCAGGGAGAUGGACAGGCAGUCGGGAGAACCUCUGCAUGGCUACAGAGUUUGCAUCCAGGCAAUCCUACAGGACAAACCCAGGAUAGCCACCCAGAACCUGCCAGAAUAUUUGGAGUUGCUGCGAUCAGUUCAGAAUCGUCCUGUGAAGUGUUUGACCAUCAUGUGGGCUCUUGGUCGAGCUGGAUUUUAUGACCUCAGCCAGGGACUAAGAGUGUGGCUGGGUAUCAUGCUUCCUGUGCUGGGAGUGAAGGCCUUGUCCUCAUACGCCAUUGCCUAUCUGGAGAGGCUUCUCCUACUUCAUGCAAACCUGACAAAGGGAUUUGGCAUCAUGGGCCCUAAAGAGUUCUUUCCUUUAUUAGAUUUUGCAUUCAUGCCCAAGAACGCCCUGUCAUCAAGUCUUCAGGAGCAGCUGAGGCGUCUGUAUCCUCGACUGAAGGCCUUGGCAUUUGGAGCCAAACCUGAGAGCACGUUACACACAUACCUGCCAUCGUUUCUGUCCAGAGCCACGCCACACUGUCCAGAUGAGAUGAAGAGAGAGCUGCUCAGCAGUAUGACUGAGUGUCUGUGUGUGGAUGUCCAGAGUCUAGGAGUGUGGAGGCAGCUCUACACCAAACACUUACCCCAGUCCAGUCUGCUGUUGAACCAUUUAUUGAAAUCGUGGAAGAGCUUACCACCCAAGCUCCGGAAAAAUCUUGAAGAAACUGUCCAGUCUUUCAAAGUGACAAACGAAGAGAUGAAAGACGCCGUUGAAUCUCAGCAGCUUCAGGAAUGCAACAGCCUGUGCCAGAACCUGCAGAUAAAGAUGCGAGGUCGUGGGUUCCCGUGGUCCAAACUGCUCAUGGUUCUGCUUGUGUUUGUCGCUGGCUUCAUUGCUCAUGAUGUCAGAUCUCGCGGCUCCUUCGCAGAUUCCACCACGGCUGUGCAUCUGCGCAGCUCUGGGGUCACCGCCGUGUCUCAGCAGGCCUUGAGCAAAGUAAAGCUGUACUCCUCACAGGGCUUCAGCUGGUUGGAGACCAACACGCCUCAUUAUUACUCAGAGUGUGCACGGGUUUUGGGGCCACUACUGGAACAAGGUUUGGAAAAGAGUAAAACGGCAGCCAUCUUGAUCUCUGAAAACACCACACAGUUUAUUCUGUGGGUCAAAGAAAAGACGCCGCAGGCCAUAGAAUGGGUGAACACCAACACUCCCGACAGUGUAUUCCAGGUGUUGGCGUAUUUAAAGGAGCUGCUCCUCUCCCUCCACCACAACUACAUCUUGCCAGCGCUGGUGUAUUUAUCUGAACUGCUUCAACGAGCGUGGGCCAGUCUACAGGAGUCCUGCAAUGGUGAGGUGUCUGUAUCGUGUCUGCAAGGCCACGCUUUGUCCUUCACCAACACAACGUGGCAGCUGCUCCAACACACGACGACUGCCAUUAAGACUUGGGCUCAGGAUCUGCUGACACAGGCGUGAUGACAUCACAGAUGCUGAUUUAAUUAACACACGCAAUAAACACACACAUAAUGUUAUGUGAAUAUGCGCGCACACACACACACACACACACACUGUCCUAGUCUGAGGCUGCCUUUUGGUGAGCUGACUCUUAAGCCAUGAUUGGAGACUGUUUGUACAGACCAAGAAAACUCUCCCUCGCUCUUGUUUGGUUACAUUUUUAAAAUCAAGUUUAAUAUUGUAAACGGUUAUUUUUUUUUAAUUCUUUUUUUCUAACAAUCUUUUUGUCAAUGCUGGACAAAUGCAGAAGUUGUGUCUUUAUCGCUCUUUCACUUGUUCUACGAGAUCUCCGCGUUUUCUACUGCAAAUUCCAGCUGUUGCUUUAACCUUUGGGUUAAACUAAUUGUGUAAUUUAUAGAAAAGGUAGGUUUGUAGAUGAUUUCUAAAACAUUUUUAUUUCAAAUAUAAACAUUACAAACAAGUAUUAUGUGAAAACUUGGUAAAGACCAAAAAAUAUAUUCCAGAGUUUUCCAAGCCAGUGAAGACCUCAGAUGGGCCCUUUGUUUCACACACUCGGUCCAGCUGGUCUUAAAGUCAGAUUAGAUGCACAAUGUUGGUGUCUCAGUGAAACCGUCAUCAAUCCGAAUCUUUGCAGUGGGCAGCUCUCAAUUCAACAGGAAAAAUAUUGUGAUUAAAGGGGUCAGAACUGCUGGUGUAUUGAAUUCGUGAGAAGGUUUAGGGUUGACCACAUGACCCAAAAGUUAGCUGGCAUCUGUUUGAAAAGAUCCAGAAGAAAUCUGCUGGCAGCCUAGUCUCUGUCCUGUUUACCUUCUCCUCUCAUCUUUGCCGUUUCUUUGGAGUUUUCAUUUGCCUGCAGUAGCUUAACUUCUAAGCUCAAAAAGUUGUUCUCACACAAGGCUGAUGAUAUUCUGUUUUUGGAUGAAUACUGGGAUGAUUAGUCUGUGUCAACAUCUUCCUGCACCCCAGAGAAUAAAGAAUAGACCCUCACCUGGGGACGGUAAACAUUUCUGACCAGCUCAUUUACAUCCCUAUUUAUAAACCGGAUAUGAUGGAAAUGGCAAUGACUUACCAUGUAAAUGAUUUCUAAUAAAGACUUCAACCACA